This is a messenger RNA of Talaromyces stipitatus ATCC 10500, 1285 nucleotides long. Its product is annotated as nuclear pore protein (SEH1), putative. Bases 137 to 1285 code for a protein of 382 amino acids. The record is from RefSeq and is a predicted model, not a curated record. Gene Ontology annotation, molecular function: protein binding; structural molecule activity. Gene Ontology annotation, cellular component: Seh1-associated complex; nuclear pore outer ring. Gene Ontology annotation, biological process: cellular response to amino acid starvation; positive regulation of TORC1 signaling. The transcript has 4 exons. NCBI's taxonomy places the organism in Eukaryota, Fungi, Ascomycota, Eurotiomycetes, Eurotiales, Trichocomaceae.
GAAUCACGUCCACAUUUAUGAAAUAUUGAGCAGCACGCUAGAUUGAUAUUAAAUUCCAUUAUCAGCAAUACGGGAUUGAUUGUCAUGAAUUGAUACGAGCAUAUACAAUUCGAUUUUUAGACAAAGACGCGCCAGAAUGGGCACAAAUUUCACCGACUUCGAGUCCGGACAUCGCGACUUGGUCACAGUCACAAAAUUCAAUUUUUAUGGGAAUCGUAUUGUUACAGGAUCUUCAGAUCAUAGAUUAAAGGUUUGGGAUCAAAAGGAUGGACAAUGGCAGUUGACUGAUACUUGGCGUGCGCAUGAUGCUGAGAUUCGAGACGCCACCUGGAAUGGACCUUUUACUGGACAGCACAUUGGCAGUGUAGGCGAGGAUAUGCGUCUUAAAAUAUGGCAAGAAGACGUCACGCAACCACCUAAUUCGGGCCGGCGGUUCAAGUCGAUAUACCGCUUGCCGGCUCCUCACAGGGUGCCCUUUGUUUCACUAGACUUUCGAAAUGUGGACCUAGACACAUGGUUGGCCGUCAUAACCCGCGACGGAUAUCUGAUGGUGAUGGAGCCCGUCAUGCCGGAUACGCUCGGAGAGUGGCAGGCCCUGGACCAGUUUAGAGUGUGUACCGCGCCAGGGCGUGGAGAAGAGACCAGUUUCCGGGUACAGUUCCAUCAUGACUCAUUCGAUGCUACGCACUCUUUGAAACCUGACGGUGAUCGGAAAAGCUUGUCGUUGGUCGUCGCGGCGAUGGAUACGGUGAAGAUUUAUAGGACUGAUUCGAGUCGGCGCUUCUAUCAUGCUAUUGAAUUGACGGGUCACGGUGGUCUUGUUCGUGAUAUUUCAUGGGCAAAUGGCUCGGUACGGGGAUACGAUCUCAUCGCUAGUGGUUGCAAGGAUGGAUUUAUUCGGAUUUUUGAGGUUUAUACAUCGCUUUCGGGGAAUGGAGCGCACGGGAACCACCACCAUCAACGUAAUGGACAUCUUUCGGCACAGUCACCUUCUCAACGUGCAACAGCACAAUCUGGGAUUGGCUCUGCACUGGCCAAUCGAGCUCCCGUAACGGCUUCUCCUCGUCCGGCGAACGUUGAUACACCGUUUCGUCAUGAGUAUCGGGAGGUAGCUUGUAUUGAUAGUCGUCAUUUGGACGUUUGGCAGGUACAAUGGUCGUUUGCAGGUGACUGUUUGAUAUCUUCAGGCGAUGAUGGGAGUGUCCGGUUCUGGAAAAAGGGGCUUACAGGAGAAUGGCUGGAAUUUGCCGAGACAGAUAUGACAGAUGAAGAACCACCAACUUGA